Cephus cinctus (wheat stem sawfly) is the source of this 7050-nucleotide messenger RNA. Its product is annotated as diacylglycerol kinase theta. Gene Ontology annotation, molecular function: RNA binding; ATP-dependent diacylglycerol kinase activity. The transcript has 18 exons. The coding region runs from base 755 to 3706 and encodes 983 amino acids. NCBI's taxonomy places the organism in Eukaryota, Metazoa, Arthropoda, Insecta, Hymenoptera, Cephidae. The record is from RefSeq and is a predicted model, not a curated record. Gene Ontology annotation, biological process: diacylglycerol metabolic process; lipid phosphorylation; intracellular signal transduction.
UGAGCGUGACGUCGCCGUCGUGGUCGUCGUCGUCCUCGUUGCCGCCGCCGUCGUCGCCGUCGUCCCGACGUCGAACGUCGCUCGGUCGGUCGUGUCGAUAGGUGGAGAUAGGAUCUCUAAAAGAAAUAUCUCGCGUUCGUUUGUCGACGGGCUGCUGCUGAGGUCGCGCUCGGAGCACGAGAAGAAGAGGAGGAAGAAGCUGCCGAUAGAGGAGUCGGUGAAUCUGUGCCUGGAUAAGGGAAGUACAUACAGUGGCCCUGGUCUUGCUGGCAGUGACGGGGGGGUGCUCCUGGGAAGUGCUGGUGUCUCCUGGGGAGGUGGCGGGCCUCGACGUGGUUUUAGAGUGCGAAAGUGGCACGAGUGGCGUGUCGAGUGCCAGUCCGUCGGGUCGCUCGGGUCGCUCGGGUCUGCGGGGUCGUCUCGACGGUGGCUCGUACGCGGGGCGGCGCGUCGCGCGCCCUCCCUGGUUCGCGGGGCUGAUGCCAGUGCAGCUAUUCGGCGCCCGCUCCAACUCUCGGAUGCGCGAACGAGAUAUUUUCCUAGUGAUGGUCAGCUGUGAAGUGGGCACGGUACGGAAAGCCUCCGGAAAUGCGCCUUAGACACGUAACUCUGAUCGACAGGGACACCCUACGGCAGCGCAAUGUUCGCGUACGGUUUCGAGAUAACGUAGGCAUGUAAUAUCAAUGUGCGGCGUGCCCUGUGUAGCUUCACGGUGAAAAUCUGGCGUGAUCGGUGCCGCGGUGGAUCGGGGAUCAUGGCGUCGGUCUCGGCCGAGACUCCAGCCAGCCAUGGGCACAGCUUCAGUAAGAAAACGUUUCAUAAACCGACCUACUGCCAUAGCUGCACGGACAUGCUCUGGGGCCUCAUACAGCAGGGGUACAUCUGCGAAGUGUGUAACUUCGUGGUGCACGACCGCUGUCUCAAGGCCGUCGUCUCUCCCUGCUCCAGCAUCGCGGCAAGCCUGAUUAAGAACCCUGUUGCACACUGUUGGUCUGAACAGGUCCAUCACAAAAGAAAAUUUUGCAACGUGUGUCGAAAACGCCUUGAAGACAGUCUGUCCAUUCACUGUGAAAUAUGCGAGUACUUCGUCCACACAGACUGCCAGGAUUUCGCAGUGGCAGAUUGCAAAGAAAACGCGACGUACUUGCCGGGCAAGGAUCUCGCAUCGGUGAAGCACACGCAUCACUGGCGCGAAGGGAAUCUUCCGAGCAGUUCGAAAUGCGCCGUCUGCAAGAAAGGCUGCUUCUCCGCCGAGUGUCUCUCUGGGUUUCGAUGCGAGUGGUGCGGCAUGACGUCCCAUGCCUACUGCUACAAACACAUCCCGGUCGAGUGCACCUUUGGAAAUUUGGAACCGAUCUACCUGCCACCGCAUGCGGUCAGCAUACCACGUACAGAAGUACCCAUGGAGGCCAUCAUUGGGGUUCAAGUACGACGUAAGGAAAUCCUGGCGCGUGAGUAUUCCUGCCAUUACACCGGAGAGCAAUUCGAUUUCGCUGAGAGUGAACAAAUUGGGGGUGCAGGUCACCUGGCCGAAGCUUUGAGGCGCCUUUCGCUAGUUUUGCCACGUAGCUGCCAUGGAAAUUGUCAUGCUUCCCCUCCUUAUGUUCGAGCGAGGAGCAUAUCAGAGGAGUUCAGUAGCGGGGAUACGCGAUACAGGGACAAUGGGGAACCAUCUCAACAAGGCGGAACUCACAGUCGCGAGCAAAGACCAUCCAAAGAAAAGGACGAUAAGGAGAGAGGAGACGAAGAAAUGAUAAAAGUAUACGACGGCAACAAUUCUUUGAGACGUCGAAUAUUUAGGGUUAUUACGGUACCACGACAAGCCACCACGGAGCAGGUCCUUACGAUAGCCCUGAGAGCAUUUCACAUCACCAAGGAUCCAAGUAAUUUCUAUUUGACUGAUCUCUAUGCAACGGACGAGACUCAACUGAACGAUCCUACACCGAUUUUGAAUUUACAUCGGGAGGAAGGCAAACGUCCAGCUGUUUUUCUGCGGUUUAAGGACAACGAAAGUGGAGAGGUUCGGGUUUAUCCUGGUAAAUUACAAGUGUCGGAGGCUUUCUGUAUAGUUCCUGUUACCGAAUCGACGACAGUGGCUGAUCUCAUCCGGGAGGCUCUUCAUCGUUUCGGAUUGCAGAAUUUCGAGUGCGAGGAUUAUCGAUGCAGCGAAAUUCUUUUGGAUCGCGGCGUUUCGGAACGGGUAUUGGCCUGGGACGAGAAACCUUGGGAAAUUGUCAAGCAACUUGGGAAGGACUCGAUAAGACAAAUGGAAUUGAUGAGAUUUUAUCUUCAAUUACAACAAGACCCUCAUGGACCUAAUCUCGCUUUGUUCGUCGGCAACUUACCGCCGAAUCUUUCCGAGCGCAAUUAUGAGAACAUGUUAACCGAAUUCUUAGGAAAAGAAAAUAAAUUCUCGUCCAUCGGACCUAUAUACUACGAGUACGGGUCGAUGGUAAUUAUUUACGAAGACUCGAACAAGGCGGUCAGGGCGCUCUACAUGUUACGGGACUCGAAGUACGAAGAUAAACAUCUUUUAGUGAUGCUUCUACCAAGUAUCGACCCCAGCAUGGUGCCACCGGGUGUUCAACCUCUACUCGUCUUCGUUAACGUAAAAUCCGGUGGAUGCCAAGGACUCGAGUUAAUCUCUAGUUUUCGAAAGCUCCUAAAUCCUUAUCAAGUAUUCGACUUGGAUAACGGGGGUCCACUUCCUGGGCUCUACGUAUUCCGUCACGUGAAGAAUUAUAAGAUCCUGGUAUGCGGGGGUGACGGGACGAUAGGCUGGGUCUUACAGUGUCUGGACAACGUUGGCCAGGAUAGCGAGUGCUCGUCGCCGGCGUGUGCCAUUGUUCCUCUUGGUACCGGAAAUGACCUGGCGCGUGUCCUGUGCUGGGGCCCAGGCUAUACCGGUGGUGAAGAUCCUCUCAGUUUAUUGCGGGACGUCAUCGACGCCGAGGAGAUCAGACUUGACAGGUGGACCGUUGUUUUUCAUACUGAGGAGAAGGAGGACAAGUCCCAGCAAGGUCUCAAUGCAGCAGGUAAACGUCGUGUUGCCGGCGAAGACAAUACGCAGAUAUUUGUAAUGAACAAUUACUUUGGUAUUGGAAUUGACGCUGAUCUGUGUUUGGACUUUCAUAACGCACGCGAGGAGAACCCAAACAAGUUCAACAGCAGAUUGCACAAUAAGGGUGUCUACGUGAAAAUGGGUCUGCGCAAGAUCGUUCGACCGAAAUUGUGCAAAGACCUCCAGAAGGAAAUAAGAUUAGAGGUCGACGGUAGACAGGUUGAUUUGCCCCAGGUCGAAGGAAUAAUUAUACUUAACAUUUUGAGUUGGGGCUCCGGAGCAAAUCCUUGGGGACCAGGCAGAGAGGAUCAGUUCAAUACACCAAAUCACUGGGACGGCAUGCUGGAAGUUGUUGGAGUUACCGGAGUGGUACACCUGGGACAGAUCCAGUCUGGUCUACGCACAGCAAUGAGGAUAGCUCAGGGUGGCCAUAUAAAAAUUCAUCUACACUCAGACAUACCGGUACAAGUGGACGGUGAACCGUGGGUCCAGAGUCCAGGGGACGUGGUAGUCUUGAAGUCCGCGUUAAAGGCUACGAUGCUGAAGAAGACCAAGAGUAAAAUGAAGCGGCGCAAUACAGAGCCGAGCAUGCAGCUGGCACUUCAGACCGCAACGACGAACGAUCCGGAUUCUGAGAUCUUCUGAACGAAAACUGACGGCACGUUACGUACGCGGACUUCGAUGAACGCCAAAGAGUAUUAUUUCGUUCGAACUUACGUACUCGGUGAAUCAGUCGUGGAUUCAUUGUUGAUUCGAUGAUCGGCCUCGGAACCGCUUGCGCCUACGGUCCCGCAACACGUAUUAGAACACAUACGGCAUUUAUAAGUAGUUAAAUAAAAAAAAAAGAAAAAAAAGAAAAAGAAAACGCAACAAGCAAAUUUUACCAUCUGCGGUAGCACUCAGGCGAACGAGUGACGUACGUAUACCUAUAUACACAUAUAUGUACAGGACUUUCAGAGAACACCCGAAUACGUGAUUAUAUACAGUUUAAUUAAUUAAUUGAUUAGUCAAUUAUUUGAUUAAUUAAUUAAUUACCCUCCUCGAGAAUUCAUUGUAAAUCCCCGGUGCUUCGUGUUACGCAGGACCGAUUAUACAUUGUCGCGCGUUUACUAGAAAUGAAAUAGAUCUCAUUUUUACGUAUUUAUAGCACUCUAUGUAACUAUUAUUAUUAUUAUUGUUAUUGAUAAAUAUUCUUUUUUUUUUUUGUUUUUGUAAAAUUACUAUGUACGCCUAACGGGAUAACGUUACGCACCGUUACGAAAGUUCAAGCAGUAUUCGAUUUUGUGAAUUGUGACAGUUCGCGGGAGACAGUGAUGAGAUAACGUCUCCGGGAAUUGUGUAUGCUUACAAAUAAUUGAUUUGCAUUUACGUUUGUAGUGUGUUAGUUUGUGGGUCGAGGGUUGAAGGAGGACAAAAAAUAGAACAAUGUGAAACCGCGAGAUGGCUUAGGCCGCAGGCGAGUAAGACGAAAGAGGAGUUAUAUUGAUUGGGUGAGAGAGACGCGAGAGAGAGAGAGAGAGAGAGAGAGAGAGAGAGAGAAAUAGAAAAGAAAGAAAAAAAAAAUGGUAAACUGUAAUGUAUAUUACGUUUCGUAUGGUAUUUUACCAAAUCUACGGCAAAAUCAUGGUACGGUUAAAAGUAUCGCGAUGUAAAACAUAAUGAAGUCAGUUGUUAUUAAUAUAUAUUAUUAUAUGAAAUAUUUACAACUAAAUAUUAAUAUAUUUACAUAAUAUCGUAUUAGCGCUACAGUUUUAAUUUGUGAUUGUUGUCAAUCUGACUGCAGGGCAGUCUGGAAUUAACGUGUAAACGAAAAAGAAAAAAAAAAAAAGAAAAAAAAACAAUUACCAGUGCAGUCAGAGUUUCCUAGGACACGCGAAAUAAUAGUUAAUUAAAACGGGAAAAAUGGGAGAGAAGGAGAGAAACGGAAAAGAAAAAGGAAAAUUAACGAAUUCGAGGGAAAACAACCGAACGUCGAUUUUAUGUGAAAUUUUCCGUGGGGGCUAAUCGUGGUCGCGCAAGGCAACCUUUUGCCAAUUCGUCUCCCGUCUCUGCGCGACAGAUCGCACAGAAGAAAACUGUUGCCACGUGUGAUAAACUCGAUAUAUGAUAGUGCAAUGAGAGAGAGAGAGUAAGAGCGAAUGUAUGUGCGUAUGCAUGUGAGAGAGAGAGAGAAAGAGAGGCGUCUUGGCAAUAAUGCCAAUAUUAAUUAACGUCUGGCUCCUGUAAACUACUGAUUAGGAAGUUUGCUCGAGCCACUGGGUAGAUAACACAUUCCACUGUAACGUGGCGAGAAACAAUUAUGUACAUUUAUAAAAACUAUGCCAAAGAAUUAUAAAGCCCCUAAAAAUAUAGAUUGGUCGUUCUCGGAUGAUUUUUCAUUGAUAAUAAAAACGGUCAAUAAUCGUCACGACUGUCGGUCCGUGAUGGGAAUCGCGAAGGGAGAACGGUCGAAAGUAACGAGUAUGAGGAAAAGUGAUUUUAAAAGUGGAAAAAAAAAAAAAAACGUAAAAUCUUAAAGCUAAACGAACGUAGAGAUAGACAGUGUGUGUAUGUUGGAAAAUAAAACCGGCAGUAGUAUGCGAAAGGUUGCGAGUGGACGGAAAUCGUUAACGAGCUGGUAAAGUGGAGGAAGUGAGAGAAACAUACGACUGGGACUGUAGCGAGUAGGAGAGCGAGAGAGUGAGACGGGAGGGAUCGUAAGAGUAUACAUUGUAUAUACCCAGGGUGGCUCUGCAGCACAGGCCACGGUGAGUCAACCAGAGAACGAGCAUCGGCGAGACAAGUGGCGUCCGGUCGAUGUUGUGCGGGUUCGAUUUUAAAGAAAAAGAAGGAAAGUUUUCGUAAUAUCCCGCGUACGCGAUGUUAUUGCGCGGAAGAGAAAUGCGACUUGGGUAAUAAUAAUGGCGUCGGUCGGCGUGUUGAAAUCGUGACAAGUGUUAAUAUACUUGACGUGACUAUAGUGCGAGAACGUUUAUUGUUCUUUCCUUCGUCCUCUUCUUCUUCUUUAUAAUUUUCCUUACCUUUGCUUUCCACUUCGUCACGGGAGAUGGAGCCGCGAUCGCACUCGGACUUGGGACUUUGGCAUCGUGACCAGUGUGUUGGGAAGGGCAAUCUCGGUGCCAAAAACAAAGUUGUACAUAAUAUAUAAACAUAUAGAAGUAAGCAGAGAAAAAGUAAGAGGGACUUAUAUUGUGAGUGAGUUUAAUAUUUGGUGCGUCGUAUCGGUGCUGGUGUUUUACGUGAAUAUCGGCGUUAUGGUACUGCGAGAGAGAGAGAGAGAGGGAGAUUGGAGAAAGACAGAAAAAACAUGUACAAUUUAUUGUGCCGGCUGUUACGGAGAUGGACGAUCGAAAUGACGCGUGUCACUGGUCUUGUCUAAUGUAAGUAAAUGCCAAUGGGACUCACGUGAACUGUGUUGCGAGGCUCGGGGUGGACGAUUAAGCGGGAACGAGAAAGGAGGGUGGAUUUUUGAGGUUAGGUGGAGGGACGGGGAGAGAAAAAGAAUAAUUGAAGAAAAUACGAUUCGGCUCGAACGAGAAAGAGAAUCAAAGGAGUCACAUACAGAAGAAAAAAAAAAAUACGUUAGUUCGUGUUAUUAGGGCGCUUGUAGAACGCGCUCUUGCACCUAGUCAACUAAUCCCGUAGACUCCCCGCUGGAUGUCUUAAGAAAUAUUUAAAAAGUACUAUUCGAAAAGGCGAAAAAAAAGGAUUAAUCACUAACAAACCAAAUUUACGCGGGAGGCCUUCAUUUACGGAUAAUUGAUUGGCCUCCCUGUUCCUAACCUGCCGGCGAUGAUAUGGGGCUCAGUCAUUCAUGUAUUGUAUCCGUAUCAAUGACACAUGAAUGACACAUCCACGGCAGAUUGGCGAAAAAACAUUUGUUAAUCUGACCAAACUGUAAUACUGUAAUACUUGCUGUCGCUAUAAAAAAUAGACGAAUAGAGGGCUAUGAACAAUCUACGUAUAAUAAAUGAAUGUAUGUGCUAUGA